CACAAUGGGACUGAGUGUCACGGUCUUUGUGAUGGCCCUCCUGCUCUCUGGUGCUGCUUCCCUUAGGAUACAGGCUUAUUUCAACAAGACUGCAGACCUGCCAUGCCAGUUUACAAACUCUCAAAGCAGAAGCCUAAGUGAGCUGGUAGUAUUUUGGCAGGACCAGGAGAGGUUGGUUCUGUACGAGCUCUUCUUAGGCAGAGAGAAACCUGACAAUGUGGAUCCUAAGUACAUUGGCCGCACAAGCUUUGACCAGGAAAGUUGGAACCUACAACUUCACAACGUUCAGAUCAAGGACAAGGGCGUGUAUCAAUGUUUUGUCCAUCACAGAGGGGCCAAAGGGCUGGUUCCCAUCUACCAGAUGAAUUCUGAGCUGUCAGUGCUUGCUAAUUUCACUCAACCGGAAAUAACAUUAAUUUCCAAUAUAACAAGAAAUUCUGCCAUAAAUUUGACCUGCUCGUCUGUACAAGGCUACCCAGAACCUAAGAAGAUGUUCUUUGUGCUAAAAACUGAGAAUGCAACCACUGAGUAUGAUGGUGUCAUGCAGAAAUCUCAAGAUAAUGUCACAGGACUGUACAACAUUUCCAUCAGCGGAUCUAUCACAUUCUCAGAUGAUAUAAGAAACGCAACCAUUUACUGUGUCCUGCAAACUGAGUCCACAGAGACAUACUCCCAGCAUUUCCCUAUAGUGCCUGCGGACCCCGUGCCAGUGGAAAAACCAAGGCUCUGGAUUGCAGCUGUGGCUCUCACCCUGAUCGUUGUGUGUGGGAUUGUGUUGUUUCUAACACUGUGGAAGAGGAAGAAGGAGCAGCAGCCUGGUGUCGUCUGUGAGUGUGAAACCAUCAAAAUGGAUAAGGCAGAGAAUGAGCAUGUGGAGGAAAGAGUAAAAAUCCAUGAACCUGAAAAAUCGGCAACAGCCAAGUGUGUUCAUCGUUUGAAGACGCCCUCAAGUGACAAAAGUGCUGCACAUUUUUAAUUAAAGAGUAAAAUCUAUAUUCAUAUCCACUUUUUAUACACUUUCUUCUGCAAGUUUUUGGUCAGCCUUUUAUAUUUCUCCCAGAAGGCAAGAAAAUAUUACCACUGGUAGUAGUGGGAGCUCCAGGACUCUAAGUGACACAGUCUCGCUGUAGUGCU
Molecule: messenger RNA, 1134 nt
Organism: Oryctolagus cuniculus (rabbit)
Lineage: Eukaryota; Metazoa; Chordata; Mammalia; Lagomorpha; Leporidae
Gene: CD86
Product: CD86 molecule
Biological process (GO): cellular response to lipopolysaccharide; cell surface receptor signaling pathway; immune response
Cellular component (GO): external side of plasma membrane
Source: RefSeq, marked provisional